Messenger RNA from Hyposmocoma kahamanoa, 460 nucleotides. Its product is annotated as zinc transporter ZIP9-like. NCBI's taxonomy places the organism in Eukaryota, Metazoa, Arthropoda, Insecta, Lepidoptera, Cosmopterigidae. Gene Ontology annotation, biological process: transmembrane transport; zinc ion transport. The record is from RefSeq and is a predicted model, not a curated record. The transcript has 3 exons. Gene Ontology annotation, cellular component: membrane. Gene Ontology annotation, molecular function: metal ion transmembrane transporter activity. The annotation marks the transcript as partial.
GAAAACGGGAGUUUUUAUUCUAUAAUCUGUAUAAAAUCGUGUUCUUUUUUUUUCGAAAAAAUGGAUGGCACUCUUGUACUUAUUUUAUUAGUUUUGGUUAUGUUAAUAGGCUCGUAUGUAGCUGGAAGUAUACCGUUAAAUGUAAAUAUGUCAGAGGAUAAACUCCAAAAGGUAACAGUAUUCGGAGCUGGUCUUCUAGUUGGUACAGCAUUAGCAGUGAUAAUACCAGAAGGCGUCCGGUCGCUGUUCAGUGACAGACCCUUACCGACUGUGACCAAAGAUUAUACAGCUGAGCCACCAGGGCAUGAUGAUGACCUGCAUUCUGUUAUUGGCAUAACUUUAGUGCUUGGUUUCGUAUUUAUGUUGUUAGUUGAUCAAUUGUCAUCGAGGUACAACGAUCAGAGUAAUCCAAUUGAAAAGAAUGUCACCGCUACUGUCGGAUUAGUUGUGCACGCUGCAG